This is a messenger RNA of Bombyx mandarina (wild silkworm), 2925 nucleotides long. RefSeq names its product Lysyl oxidase-like 2 (gene Loxl2). The record is from RefSeq and is a predicted model, not a curated record. NCBI's taxonomy places the organism in Eukaryota, Metazoa, Arthropoda, Insecta, Lepidoptera, Bombycidae.
AUUUAAAACUAAGGCGCGUCCGAAGCAGUCGCCCCAGGCCUUACUGAGAAGCAACAUUACAAUAUCUGAAUUAAAUUUUACCGUGAAAGGAAUACUUAUCCUGUUUUGCUGUCCUGUUUUUGUAUUUUGCAAGACAACGCGAAAUUUAAUAUUAAUUAAAAACUUGUUUGAUACAGUUUCCAGUUUCAAACACUCCAAAAUUUCCACAUGAACGACAAAACUAAACUGAAUUUUCUAUAAUUAUCACGUUCAGAAAUACAAUUAUGAAAAUGAAAAAGCAUCUAGUGUUUAAUUCCACAUUGCUGUUUGUAAUGUUGAUCGAAUCUAUUGGAGUUUCGGGCAAAGAUUUGAGUGAAAAUGAGCGGGCUGGCCGAGCGGCAUUUGUUCAAAGACUAUUGAAUAAAAAAAAGUAUUUGGAAGGGAGAGUGAAAUUAGUUGGCGGGAAUAAAUAUGAAGGCAACGUGUACAUCUAUCACGCCGGUCGUUGGGGAGCUAUUUGUGACGACAGCUGGGAUGAUGCGGCAGCUCAAAUCGUAUGUCGCGUGUUCAACAGGACUGGUUUUGCUACUCACGGAGGGCAAUACGGUGAAGCAAAAGAACAAUUUUGGAUGGAUGACAUGGUUUGUCAGGGUGAUGAAUCUUCACUGACCCAGUGCAUAUUCUCUGGCUGGGGUUCUUCAGACUGCACGCCUACUGAAGCAGCUGGAGUCAAAUGCCGCAAACAAGAGACACAUGUGCCAUUAAAUCUUUCCUCAAAGAAAAAAGCAGGAGUCCCACUACAUGAAGUCUUAGAUAUUAGGUAUACUAGUUUGAGACUAGUUGGCGGAAGAAAUGCUCUGGAGGGCAGAGUGGAGAUCUAUCACAAUAAUUACUGGGGAAGCCUAUGCCCAGACGGCUGGACGAUCUAUGAAGCUGCAGCUACCUGUCGCCAUUUAGGCCUAGGAUAUGCGGAGCAAGCCCUACAGACGGAUUAUUUCGGAAGCUCAAAGAUUGUUCUUAGCGGAGUGGAAUGUCAAGGCAACGAGACGAACCUAUUAAUGUGUCGACAUCAGAAAUAUGGCAACGUUACGUGCCCAGGGACAGUUGGUCACGUCGCAGCGGUAAUAUGUACCCAAAAAUUGGCCGAUUUGGAGCUUGACACCGCAGCCAUAGAACACACCGCCCAUUUACAAGACGUUCCAAUGUACCAGCUCACUUGCGCUAUGGAAGAAAACUGCUUGACGAAGUCAGCCUAUGAGACGCAAAAAACCAACCCAAAUUGGCAAUAUGAAACCAGAAGGCUAUUGCGUUUCACAGCAGCCUCUCUCAACAUCGGAAACGAUGAAUUCAGGCCGUAUUUACCGAAGCAUUUGUGGCAAUGGCAUCUUUGUCAUAUGCACUACCACAGUAUGGAAGUGUUUGCUACAUUCGAUGUCUUUGAUGCGUCAGGCCGAAGAGUCGCAGAAGGCCAUAAAGCUUCGUUCUGCUUAGAGGAUAACACGUGCAUGCCUGGAGUGGAAAAAAAGUAUUCCUGCAAGAACUAUGGAGAUCAAGGUGUUUCAGUGAACUGUUCGGAUGUUUAUCAUUACAAUAUUGACUGUCAGUGGGUGGAUGUGAGUGAUGUGGAGCCAGGCGACUACACGUUAAAGGUGGCAGUGAACCCUCACGCGCGAAUAGCAGAACAAAAUUACCACAAUAACGCGGCGUCUUGCAGACUGCGUCUUUCUGAACUCUAUGCUGCAGUAUACGGAUGUAAACGCGAAAGGCCUUAGCUUGUAAUCGUCACUGUAAGAACAGAAUGUUUGUAACAAAUUUAAAACUGCCCUGCUAACCGACAAAAAUCGUUCGAAAUCUAACCUAUGACGUCAUUUGGGGCCAAAAAAACGACAUAACGUCCAGCCACAUAAUUUAUCAUUAUUUAUUAAAACUCAAACUCUUUAUAAGACAAUCAACUAAUUAUUUAACAAAAAUAAUGAUUGGAUGAUCGCUUAAAUAUAAAUAAUGUCUAAACACUAGUUGUUAGUAUGUUAGAUUGUUUUGUGAUUGCUAUCCCCUUUCGUACUAACUGUAAAUUAUUAUUGUAAAUUAAUGCCUGCUGGGGUUAAGCCUUUUGUUAUUUCUGGAGCGAAACAAUUAUGUGAUAUAGCCUGUAGGUCAGCUUAGUAGUCGUUCUCAUGACUAUAACCUCAAAGCUGGCAGACAUAUUGAGGCAUUACAAUUUAAAAAAAAACAAAAUGAAUUUUGAAUCUUUAUUAAUUAAUUCUUAUAAAUUACGUAUCACAAUUGGUCAUUGCAAAAAAAUAUUUUAAAUAUAAAGUUUUUAGUCUUAAAUUGAUGUCCGUUUUUUGUACCAUUAAUUAAACCUUAGCGAUAUGAUAAGUUUAUUGUACUUAUUGUGUAACAGUAACAAAUUGCAGAUCAAUUAUUGUUAGUGGUAUUCGAACCUUUCCCAGAAAUAAAAAUAAAUGGUAGCAUCGCUGAGGCCAUAAACCGCAUGUAAAUCCUUUUUUGGUAUUUGAUAGCUACCCCCACCACCAGAUAUGAAAGACAUCCAAAUGACUCGACAUAUUUCUGGACAUAAAUUCGGAUAUCCACGAUUUAAACCCUCCAAAUUGAACUUUUGAAAUUUUAAUUGAUGAUAACUGCAUAUUGCUUAAACCACUAUUUUUAGUGAAGACAGUUUUAGUACAUAAUUGAUCUAAAGGUUAUAAAUCGAGACCUCAUUAAGACAAAUAAAUUUUACAGGAAUGAGAGUUAAGGCAAAAAAGUGGUCCGGUCCAGACCUUAACUUUAAAAGUUCGGAUUUAUCAAAAUAUUUCUCAGAAGUGUCUCAUUUAACUAUUCAUUCAAUUAUUAAAUGUAUCUUUUGUUAAGAAAAGUUUUCAGUGACUUUAUAUAAUGUCUAUUUGGUUGAAAAAUAAAAAAAAUAAAAUUGAAUUGAAAUUA